AUGCUCGCCUCGUCGUACCGCUCCUUCAUGGACCAGCGCAGCCGCGACCCGCGUCGGUCCAAGCCCAAGGACCGCUUCUUUGCCGUUCUCAAGCAGAAGACGCUGUUCCUGUACGAGGGCGAGGAGCAGGCCGAGUGCUGGGCCGCCAUCGACGUCGCCGCGCACGACGUCGUCAUCUACCCCGAGGGCAACGUCGACGGCGAGCUGUACGUCAAGCGCACCGCCAUCGAGCUCAAGCCGCGC
Molecule: messenger RNA, 243 nt
Organism: Rhodotorula graminis WP1
Lineage: Eukaryota; Fungi; Basidiomycota; Microbotryomycetes; Sporidiobolales; Sporidiobolaceae
Exons: 1
Source: RefSeq, a predicted model, not a curated record